This is a messenger RNA of Plodia interpunctella (Indianmeal moth), 5183 nucleotides long. It is a transcript of the gene S, whose product is annotated as Star. The coding region runs from base 255 to 1202 and encodes 315 amino acids. NCBI's taxonomy places the organism in Eukaryota, Metazoa, Arthropoda, Insecta, Lepidoptera, Pyralidae. The record is from RefSeq and is a predicted model, not a curated record. The transcript is spliced from 6 exons.
GUCUGUGGCAUUCUGUGGCAAUCAAGUGGCAAUGCACUGACUCACCGUCAAGUCAAUCAAUUGUAUUUUUAUUUUGUUUCGUACCGUAAUUAUUGUAAUAAUGUUUUAUAUCAUUAAUUAAGUGAAAAGUGGCACACAUUUCUUUUUUUUUAUUAUUCAUGAAGUGAUUUACAAAAACAGCGUAAUUUGAGGCACAGGAAGUGAUACAUAGUCUUGUUUGAUUUUAACACAAUACCGAUUAUCGAGGCGCUACUAUGGCUGAAAAGAAAAUCCAAGAAAACCCACUGCCGGAAGCGCAAACAGAGCCGGCAGAACGGAAAGACAUGGCAGCGAUACCGGUCCCGUAUAAGCCUUCAUCCCCAGCCACAGCCCCUGCACCAGCCCCGCAUGUCUCUGUACCAACAUUCACAAAGGCCGCUCCAAAUGAUCUGUAUAGGAGGUUGUUGCCUGCAGUUCUGUUUGUGCUCACAUUUGUCACUGUGAUGACCAUGUUGCUCAUUUAUAUGGAUACUGUUGCGUUAGGCGCCCAGCAGUUCCGAGUGAACAUGUCCCGGGACUAUGAGCUGGCGCGUAUCCCGGCGGAGUCGCCCGCGCUGGUGGCGUUCGUGCGGCAGCUGCACCUGGCGCCGCGCGCCCCCCUGGCGCCCCCCGCGCCCCCGGCGCCCCCGCAAGCGCCCCCACGCUCCGUGCGCGUGCUUGACGCUCUGUACGGACCCAUCGAGAACGGCACGUUCGUGGACGUGCAGCCGUCGGGCGGCGCGCACGCGGGCUGCGCGUGGCUGCGCGCCGCGCGCGCCUGGCGCGGGCUCAGCGCGCGCGCGGCGCCGCGUGACUUCCUGGCGCUGCGCGGCGCGCGCGCGCUGCACGCCUGUCUCAGCCUCACCGCGCAUCCGAGGGAGGUGACGUUCCCGGAGCCGGAGUCGCAGUCAGCAGCGUUCAGUUCGCGCGUGCUGUGCCUGCCGCUGGUCACCAUCCUGCUGGCGGCCGACGCGCUGGACGCUGACUACGUCGUCCUGGCCGGGGACGUGCUGCCUGCGCUCGCGCAUGUGCCCUUCGGGGACGGCCGGCUCAGAUUGAAGGUGAUCGAGGUCCGGUCGCAGGAUCCCUGGUCCCGGAACCAGACCACACAGUUCCUGCAGAACAAGAACUAUACCGUGGCGGCCGAGUUCUCCGACGCCGUCAUGUACGCUUUGAAGGUUUGAGGCAUCUACAAGGUUAUCGUCUCAAGGUCGUCGGUGUCGGUAACAAGGCCUUGUCCCAUUGCUCAGUCCGCCGUUCGUGGUGCUCCGUUGCUCCAUUGUUUUCUAUAUUCAAAAUUCGAAUCAUUUAUUCAGAAAUUAGACCUUCACUCUUUUUCACGUCAAUUUUUAAAUAGGUUUUGACAUUGACGUGCGAUGAUGAUCGUACAGUUUCUGUGUUGUCUGUCGACGGACGUCAAAAUGACGGAGCGUGACUGGGCGACGUUUUGAAGUAUUACUUUUCGUAUUUUAAACUAACUGCCGUCCCAUGAAACCAUAAUUAUAUCCCUAAAUCUUGGAGAAUCCGUUAGUUUUUGAGUUUAUCCCGCUCAUACAGACAGACGCGAUGCGAUGAACCUCUAUUUAUGAUAGGGAUAUGUAAGGAAAAUAAAACGUUAGAAUUCCAGCGGCAAUUGAACCCACACAUAACCAGGACAGGGCUUUUAAGCACGUACUCAAAACAUCAUAAUACGCCUAACGCUGGCUCCACACUAUCGCGGAAAAGUUCACUGAACUUUGAGGGAUUCAUACAUUUCUGUACAUUUUUUUAUACAUAGAAGUAGUAUAGUGGGCAGACUAGCGGGUCGCCUGAUGGUAAGCAAAUACCGCAGCAUGGAAAUCAAAUGGACACCGGCAUACGGGUCACCGGUGUGUAGUCGACUUUUUAAGAAAACUAUACUCUUUUCUUGAAAGCCCCAAUAUAGAAACUAUUAGGGACAUUUAUUCCAUAGUUUAGUACAGCGCAUUUACAUUGCGGUUAAUGCAUUCCCGUUGCCCCCGACGGAUGUGUGGAGCCUGCAUUAUAAAAUCUGUUACAGAAUUAAUUCUGUAACUUACAGAUUUGUUUUAACUUAAUCUGUUUUGCUCCUAAUACUUCAAAUGUAACAUAUAUACGUUUCUGUUUCUUAAGAGACGUAUCUGCUUUUGUCAAUCCAUGCGUACGCACGCACGCGUAUUCAAAUAGACAUAGCUAUUCGAAUGCGGACCUUAUUGCCUUUAACAGAUAUAUGGGUGAAUUUCACACAUUUUUUUUAAUAAGGAAUCUUUUUUUUAAAAUUAAACAUUUAUAAAAUUAACAUUGUACCAGUAUUUAUAAUUAAAUUGAUUACUGUGUAUGGUACAAUUUGAUAAACACUAAUGACAGCCCGCGGCGGCGUUCAGAACGCUCGUGAAACUCACCCUUAUUGGUCGCUAUGUCUAUUGUAAGCGUGUAUUCAAAAUCAAAUAUCGCGUCAUUGAUACUAAUUUCAUUAGUUUUAAUGACAAAAUCUGAUUUUUACUUUCUGUUUCUCAUAUAUUUUGGACGCAGUUAUAAUGUUUUUUUUUAUGAAGCAUAUAAAAGCAUUGAAUACUUUCAAAUAUAAUUUCAACCAAUAUAAAACAAAUAUAAUUUAUAUAUUCAAGUCGGCAACUAGGCACGUUAAUAUCUUUAUCGGCGGCUCGAUAACGUAUGUUCUAGGUCUUGAUUACAUCCAUAAUUUGGUGUGUUGCAAAUUAUGCUAGCCCUAAAUCGAGAGAUUAGACUCGUAAAUGACAUUCACGCUUUAAAUAUUUCUAAGAAUGUAAACUCUUGUCUGCAAAAAAAAAAAUAUUUUAGUUUUCCACUAUUAAUAACGGAUAAAUAUAAUAAAAAUAAAUAUAUUGUGAUUAUGUUUCAUAAACUUGUGUAUCAGCAUUUUAAAAUGUGAAUCAAAAAUGUUUCUUUUUUUAAUUUUCUUCUUUGUUUACAUAAAUAAUUAAGGCGUUGCUACGCCUUCAUUGAUUGGAAUUUCACCGUCUCUUUAAGAGAUCUUAUAUAAAACAUAGUGAGAUGAUCAGUAUCAGUAUCAAAUCACAAUGGGUAAAACGUAUGUUAAAUUUAAAUUGUAUGGGUGUUUCGCCGCACAAGAACAAAAUAUUACAAACUGAUUCAAUCACAAUAAACAAAUGUUUAGCUAUAGCCUGUACCACUCUAAAUUUCACAAUGAAAAUAAUUUUGUUUUAUUAUAUUUUUAUUUUACUUAAAGUCUGGUGUCAGAUGAGGAUGAGGUGAUUUUAAUCAAAGCGCUUAAAGGCAUCUGAUAUGACUAUUACGACUACCGCUAUUUGGCUGUUGUGUUUUCUUAAAAAAGGAGUGAAGAAUUAGUACAUUUUCAAAUAUUUCACACACGUUUUCAAAUUUCUCAAACGGAGAGUAUUCGCUCCAUCUCUAUUUGCCCAUCUCGAUUUAAAAAGUAUAAUAUUUCUUAUAAUUAAGAGAACAAAGUAUUAUUAUUUUAACUUACGUGAUUGUUUUGUAUUGAUUUUAUGUGAUUUAAUUUUCAUCUCUAUUAGUGAUCUUAGUGAUAUUUUAACGAAUAUGUUGAAUCGAAUACCUAUUUUUAUUUUCUAUCGAAGUGCCUUAAAUACUAUUUUAAGUUUUAAUUGUAAAAUUUUGGAGGUGGGUAUGUACGUACUUGAUAGAAUUUUAAAUAAUUCAUAACAUUAUUUAUUUCCUUUAGCCAUUUCAAGCCGUAACCACUCUAUUUAGAUUAUAAUAUAAUAAUCUAAAUAGAGAGUAUUUUCAUUUAAAAAAGUAUUAUUUAUAAUCCCAGUCAAAUAUAACAAUAGAAUUAUAUUUGUUUCAUUAAAUUUAUAUUAAAUAAAAAAUUCAAAUUUAAAUAGACUUAUCUGAACUACAUGUAUGUAGUCAAUCCUUCUGAACUCUGUUUUAUGAUUUUUAUGAAGUAAAAAGAAAACUAGCAACGUGUGUGUCACAUACCCGCAUCCAAAACAACCAUAGUGUCACCUAGAAGUAGAUGCACGAACAAACUGCACAUUAAUAUUACGGAAGGGAACUAGCUCAUCAGAAGAAAUGACAGAUAAAAUAUAUCGAAAGCAUAUAUAUCAGCUUUAUAAAACAUAGACAGAUAGACACGGAGAUAGCGUCAAAACUAUGAAAAAAAAUUAUAACACAGUAAUAACACAAGUUAUGUUGUGGUUUUAUCUGCCAUUUGGACUGAGACAAGUAAAAGUUGGACAAUAAAUAAGGUUUGUGCAAAGGUUGUUGAUAGGUAGCUUUAGAUUUUUUAGGCGUUGAUAUGGAUCAAGCCUGGCACUAUAUUGCAAGAUUCGAGUGGCUCUUCAAUUGUUUUUAACAGAAUAUAAAAAGUUUAAGGGCGUGUUCACAACUUUCUCAUGAAAUUAUAAUCUGACAGAGAAAUUAACUGUCACAUACAUCUGCUUGUGAUUGGCCAGUUAGCCCUAUCAAAAACUUCACAGCUUUUAACGCCGACAUGAUACAUAUAAACUAUAAGAGGUGUAACAUUAAGUAUUUUUUUAAUUGAAGAGUCACCACAGUCGUAAAAUUUUAAUACGCAGUAUGUAUUUAAUAACACCGACAUUUAGAGCGUACGAUUGUUUUGAAUUGUGCAUAAUAUUUUUAAAUUAUGAGAAUCUCAGUGAAAUAUUUUAAUUGCAGCUCAUAAAUAAAAGUUAAAUGUAUAAUCUUUAUUUUGUGUCGAUUUUACAGGCAGUAAGAUAAAACGGAGCUAAUAAUUAUACAAAACAAAUUUUAUACACAAUAACCUAAACGUUUCGCUUCAAUAUUUUUCAUACAAUAUUUUUAUGCAGAUUUGCGAAUAUAUCUAUUAUUUUGUCGUUGGUUUUCUCACUGCCUGUAGAAUUAGCGACAUUUUAUGAUGAAUCCAAUUGAUUUCAUUCCAAUAAGUUAUUGAAUUCCAUCUCGAAUGUAACGAUGUUAAGACUGAUCUACUUGAGUCGAGAACAACGGUAAAUUAAUUUAUUUUCUUAAAAUAAUUUACAGUUAAGUGAUAAUUAUUUUUUAAAUUAUGAAUUCGUAUUAAAUUUAUUUAAGUGAUGACAAUGAACAAUUAAUUAACUCUCCUUUAGUUUAAGAAUCUACGAUUAAGCUUAAUUUUAUACGCGCUCAAUUUUUUCACGAAUAAAUCAAAUGCUUUAAUGAAA